AUGGGUAGAAUCCAUUCCUCUACGAGGGCAACGAUUGCGACUUUCAUUAAAGAACAUAUCAUUUGUCGCUUCGGUGUGCCAAAGCAUAUCAUCACUGAUAACGGCACUCCCUUCGCCAACAAACAGGUACGAGAGUUACUUGAAGAGUAUGGAAUUAAACAGGUCUUCUCCACUAUCUACUAUCUUCAAGGAAACGGACAAGCUGAGAGUACCAACAAGACACUGAUCCGGAUCAUCAGUCGAACAGUGCAUGAAAAUCCUAGAGAAUGGCAUGACCAGUUACCAAUGGUGCUAUGGGCAUAUCGAACGUCACCCAGAAGCUCCAUUGGAGUUUCUCCAUACUCACUUAUUUACGGUGCAGACGCAAUUCUCCCAGCAGAGAUCAAAAUCCCAUCAUCCAGGAUUGCAGCAGCAACCGGGGUCCACUGGAAUGAGGCUGAAGCAUCCAACUCUAGAGUAGCGGAGUUAGACACUCUGGAUUUCAGAAGAAGCAAAGCAGAAGAACACACUCACGUGUACAGUAAUAGAAUUUCCAGGCAUACAACAAAACUGUGA
This is a messenger RNA of Papaver somniferum (opium poppy), 555 nucleotides long. RefSeq lists its product as uncharacterized. Gene Ontology annotation, molecular function: nucleic acid binding. Bases 1 to 555 code for a protein of 184 amino acids. The record is from RefSeq and is a predicted model, not a curated record. Gene Ontology annotation, biological process: DNA integration. Lineage: Eukaryota; Viridiplantae; Streptophyta; Magnoliopsida; Ranunculales; Papaveraceae. The transcript has a single exon.